Messenger RNA from Oncorhynchus gorbuscha (pink salmon), 1729 nucleotides. RefSeq names its product ras-related protein Rab-1A-like. The transcript is spliced from 7 exons. The coding region runs from base 227 to 832 and encodes 201 amino acids. Gene Ontology annotation, biological process: protein secretion; regulation of exocytosis. NCBI's taxonomy places the organism in Eukaryota, Metazoa, Chordata, Actinopteri, Salmoniformes, Salmonidae. The record is from RefSeq and is a predicted model, not a curated record. Gene Ontology annotation, molecular function: GTPase activity; GTP binding.
GAAAAGAAAGACGCAGCUGGCCAGAAGAACGUUCAGAAGGACUUCUAGGCUGAACUACAUUUUCCAAUCGGUGGAGGAAAACUAUUUAACGUCAUCACUCACUGGCACAUGCGCAAAAGGCUAGGAAUGAGGACGAGUAAGCAACAAGAACAAGCAACGCAGCUAGCUACCAAGAAGAUGAGUGUGUGACCCAGACAGGGCCAAGAAAACACAGCUUUCGGACACCAUGAAUCCUGAAUAUGACUACCUGUUCAAACUGCUUCUGAUUGGUGAUUCAGGGGUGGGAAAGUCUUGCCUCCUGCUUCGAUUUGCGGAUGACACCUACACGGAAAGUUUCAUAAGCACCAUCGGCGUGGACUUCAAAAUCCGAACUAUUGAAUUGGAUGGCAGGACCAUCAAACUACAGAUUUGGGACACUGCUGGUCAGGAGCGGUUUCGCACCAUUACCUCCAGCUAUUACAGAGGAGCCCAUGGUAUCAUCGUUGUCUAUGAUGUAACAGAUCAGGAGUCUUACAACAAUAUAAAGCAGUGGCUGCAGGAGAUUGGCCGCUAUGCCAGCGAGAAUGUCAACAAGCUGCUGGUGGGUAACAAGUGUGACCUCACCACCAAGAAGGUAGUAGACUACACGACAGCCAAGGAAUUUGCUGACUCUCUAUGCAUCCCCUUUCUGGAGACCAGUGCGAAGGACGCAACUAACGUGGAGCAAUCCUUCAUGACCAUGGCGGCUGAGAUUAAGAAGCGCAUGGGGCCUGGGGCCACGGCAGGAGGAGAGAAGCACAACCUGAAGAUUGACAGCACUCCAGUGAGGCAGUCUGGAGGAGGAUGCUGUUAGGACGGUCCUGCCCUCUCCUCUCACCCCCAGAGGCCCAUGAGUAGAGUAACAGUAUUGGGUUGAAGUUGGGGUACUUCUGACAGAACAGGAAAAUAUGAUGGUGGGAUCUUCAAGAACUGGCUGACAUUUUUUACCUCUUGACCAAUGCCCAUAAUUGAGUGAGUAAGAAAGUUUUUGUGCUGAAGGAAUAGUCCCCCCUCAACUCUUAAAAAAAAUAUAUAAAAAAAAUAAGAAAGAAAUUUCAACGAUAUGCACAGAAGUGGAAAUAACUUAAUAAAACAAAUGUGAUAAAGCAACUGAUGAUUGUAACUAAUCCAGCACUUUCUGUCUCAUGUAUCACAAUUUUUUUUAACACAUAUAUAUAUGUAUAUGUAUAUGUGUGUGAUUGAAAGAAAUCAUGGAUGUUCUUUCAAAUAUGGUUGACUAUAUUACUUAAUAAGGCCUGUGGAGGUGUGGUAUAUGGUCAAUAUACCACGGCUAGGGGCUGUUCUUAUGCACGAGGCAACGCGGAGUGCCUGGACACAGCCCUCAGCCAUGGUAUAUUGGCCAUAAAUCAAUGGGCCCGUGCACACAAACACGAUAUAGGGCUGCUGUUGAGGAAAAGGAGAGGACAUGGUGAAGUCAAAACAGUUUUCGCAACCUGGGGAUCACGUGGUAAAUGGAAACCUGCCAUCAUGGUGUUCACAUCUUUAAUGUCUGAUUUAAUCAUUGCUAUAUGAUACUAUUACAUGGUGGUUUUAUUACUGUGAUGUUUGUUUUUUGUUUCUCUGUUUUCUAAUCUAGAAUGUGUAUAAUCAAUUAUGUUGUUACCUAAUGAUUGAGUGCAUAACCAAAAGCUGACAGCAUUUGGUUCUUUCUGGAGUGGAAGCUGGCUAUAAACAGGAGGGAAUUAAGGCA